AUGCCUCAUUUGGAGGAAAGGAUUCGCAUCGCGAUUGCUGGCGGAGGCAUCGGAGGCCUCUGUCUUGCAGUCGGUCUGAUGGAAUACCCCAACCUGGACGUACACAUCUACGAAGGCGUACCGAAAUACACCGACAUUGGUGCCGGACUUGCGCUGCACAAGAACGCUAUCACUGCCAUGGACCUUAUCCACCCCGCAAUCAANAAGACGUAUUUCGCCAAAGCUCUUACCAUGGCUGGAGAAGAAGAUGAGGAGAUGGUUACACAAGUUGUCCUUGUCAGUGGACCUAACACUGGAGAAGUAGUCGCGGAGUUGGGCAAAGCAAAGGGUCGCAGGACGGUGGCUAGAUCGGAUUUGCUUGAUGGUUUACUGGCCUUGUUGCCGAAAGAUCGUGUUUCUUUCGGUAAGAAGCUCGACAGUAUCAAGGAAGACGAUGCCAGCGGCAAGGUUACACUNACAUUCAAGGACGGUACCACAGUAGAGGCCGACUGUCUGCUUGGUGCGGAUGGCGUACAUAGUGGGACUCGCAAACAUAUCCUUGGACCGGAUCACCCAGCCGUACCGCCGAAGAACCCUGACGGCUGGAGGGUACACUCGCGUCAAGUGCCCAUGGAUAUUGCGAUGAAGACAAUUGACUCGAAGUGGAGGCGGACAGUGCCGAUUCUCUGUGGUAAGGAAGGUCACGUCAACAUGAUGCCUCUUCACAUGGGAAAGAUAUUGAGCAUUAUUUGCGUGACACGUACCGGUAUUGCAAGCGAUGGCAGUCUUGCGCCCUUCGAGAAGGAGCGUUUCGCAGAUUAUCGCGAGGAUGCAAAAGCCGCUGUUGAGGCAAGUCAAAAGAUUCAAAUUCUACAACAGACAAGCCUUGUACUGACUAUAUAUGAAACANNGCUUGUGGCUGAGAAUCCUCACAUCACAUGGGAGCUUCAACAACACGAACCCGCCCCCUACUACAAUCGCCGUAACAUCGCCGUCAUGGGAGAUGCAGCACAUGCAUGCAUGCCUUUCGUCGGACAGGGUGCAGCUCAAGCCAUCGAAGAUGCUGCAGUUCUCACAGCGCUCUUCCGCCGUCUAGAAACACCCUCGCAGAUCGAGAAGGUUCUGGCAGCCUAUGAUCAAGUCCGCAGACCCCGUGCACAAGCAGUCGUUACCAUGGGCUGCGACUUUGGCCGCCUGUACGAUUUCGCGCUACCAGGUGUUGAGGACGAUCCAGUCAAGAUGAAGCAGUUCAUGGGAAAAGCUGCGGCCUUCACCAACAACGCCGAUUUGGGGAAGCAGAACCAAGACGCUCUGGAUGCGUUCGAGGCUCUGAUGUAA
Messenger RNA from Aureobasidium musti, 1317 nucleotides. Lineage: Eukaryota; Fungi; Ascomycota; Dothideomycetes; Dothideales; Saccotheciaceae. The record is from the annotation of a GenBank genome assembly.